Messenger RNA from Symbiodinium necroappetens, 1026 nucleotides. NCBI's taxonomy places the organism in Eukaryota, Dinophyceae, Suessiales, Symbiodiniaceae. The record is from the annotation of a GenBank genome assembly.
GUAACUUGCAGUCUUGGUGCAGGCCCUGGCACUCUCAUCGCCCUGAAGGGUCUUGGUAUGCAGCCGAAGAUGCUGGAGAUGCGGAAUUUGGAUAACAGGAAGGUCGUCCUCAAGUAUAUCGCCGGGCGUGUGCUGCUGAACGGGCGACAGCAAAAUCCGGGCGAGGUCCAGCUUUGCCACAGCGACCGCCUCAUCGUCGGCCACGCGUUCUGCUUUCGACUCGUGGUCCCCAUUGAUGAUAGCAAUCGUCAAGAAGAUGUCCCGCUAGAGACGGCGCUGGAGGAAGUGGAGAUGCCAGAUGACCCGGCCUACCAGCAGUGUCUGAUGUACGUCAAGCAUCUCCAGAGCCGCAUCGGUGACAUCCGGGCUAUGACGUUUCAGAGGAGCUUCAAGAAGGUCUGCCGCCUCGUGAACGAGGCCAAUGAGCUAGCAGAGGCGUUGUGCCCAAAGGAACGGCUGCUCUUUGGUGCCGAAAUCUUGACGGACUUCUUCGGCACGGACGAUGAGAAUGUGGAAAGCAUCGUGCGGGUGAGGAAGCUGCAGAAAGGCAAAGCGCGCUGGCGUGACGUGGUGAAGUCCAAAGUCUUCGCGAAGAGUGACAGACCGAGUUUGAUGGACACCUUCGUGACCGUCAGUAUGCACAACAUCAACGCCAGAGAUCAGACAAUCCUGUUGCUGAAUGCUGAGGAGUUCAACCAGCGCUUACAGCACUUCCGUGAUAUUUACAAGACCGUCUUCACGGAUCACCACAGCCUCGAAGACUUGCCCCUCGCUGAGCGAGAAUGCUGGGGCCGUUUGCCACCCUGGAUGGCUGCAGAGCUGGACCAGGAGCUCGAGCAGGAAGUGCAGCUUGAGCAAGAGAUUGCCAUUAGAAAGCAACUCUCGAAGGGCCACGAGAAGUCCGAGAACGAAACCCUGCUGGAGGAGCAGCUGGCCUGCAUGCAGCAGCUGCUGGAUGCCAAGGAUCGGCGAAUCCAGUCACUGGAGUUGGCUGCCGAAGCCCAGGCGCUGGCGCCGAGAAUGACU